Messenger RNA from Leishmania braziliensis MHOM/BR/75/M2904, 2142 nucleotides. RefSeq names its product putative phosphate transporter. The record is from RefSeq and is a predicted model, not a curated record. The transcript has a single exon. Gene Ontology annotation, molecular function: phosphate transmembrane transporter activity. Gene Ontology annotation, biological process: phosphate ion transmembrane transport. Lineage: Eukaryota; Euglenozoa; Kinetoplastea; Trypanosomatida; Trypanosomatidae. Gene Ontology annotation, cellular component: membrane. The coding region runs from base 1 to 2142 and encodes 713 amino acids.
AUGGAUUACCUUUCCACCUGCAAGCUGGAUGUGAACACCACACUCCCGCUGGUGUGCAUCAGCACGCUGCUUUCCUUCCUGUGCGGCGUUGGCAUAGGCGCAAAUGACCUUUCAGCCAACUUUGCGAUGGUGGUGGGCAGCGGGUCUCUCAACAUGAAGAGGGCCAUCAUCUACUGCACCGUGUUCGAACUGCUGGGCGCCGCUUUCAUGGGUGGUCAUGUGGGCAACACAAUCCGUAGCGGCAUCGUCGACCCUGUGCUCUUUGCCCAGAACAAGGAUGUCGUGGUGAUCGGCAUGACGUGCGCCAGCUUCGCUGCGGCGCUAUGGCUGUACUUGUCCACGGUGUUUGGUCUGCCGGUGUCCAUCACUCACACGGUUGUUGGGUCAAUUGUUGGGUUUGCGCUCUUCGCCACGGGCGGGUUCACGUACAUCAAAACGAACGGACUAAUCGUGGUGGUGAUCUCAUGGUUGGCGGCACCAAUUGCGGCGUGUGGCGUGACAGCGCUUCUGUUUUACCUCCUACGACGCGACAUCUUCAAGGUGAAGGGGCGUUCCUUUGAGCUUGCCCUGACCGUCCUGCCGCACUGCCUGCUCGCGUCUCUGCUGGUGGACUUCUUCUUCAUUGUCCUUGAGAAGCCACCGAUCAUGUCACAGACGUUUGCUCAGCACGUCCCACUGUACAUCCAGUGCAUCGUCCUGCUUCUCGUCAUGCUUUUUUUCUGCUGGGCGGCGAAGGUGUGGGUGUUCCCGCAGGUGGUGGAGGCCGCGAUGGGCGCGCAGUCAUUCGUGUGGGAGAGCGAGGCGCUGCGCACGGAACCGGUGAACGUGGCGGACAGUUCGACGCUGGAUGAGAUUAGGAACUUCUCUUUCUUCAAGCCAAGAGCCGACAUGAGUACGAGGACAUCCACUGUGGCGGGGAGGCAUCACCUGCAACAUCACAACAGCCAGCGCCAGCAGUACCAGUCGUCAGCCGCUGACGCUGUGUCUGCCCCACCGGCUGUGCCGGCAACUGUGGCGUUGCCACCGCCCUCGCCGUCCCGUAGCCCUGCUCCUGCGUCCACUGUCGACUCCCUCUUGGUCAAGCAUCUCAGCGGAGCCGCUGAAGAUCGUGACCAUUCCGAGAGCAGCUCUACUUGUGAUUCUCCGUCGCAUUCCUACCCCCCCACACCAACCCCAGUGCAUCAGAACGCGUCGUUGGUGCUUUCCUCCAUCUCCACAUCGGACAGCUCCUUCGUGCGCAAGGGAGCCAAGGUGCGUCUGGCACCUGUGCACAUCCACGAGCACUCGUCCGCACCGCACACGCGCACCGUGUCGCUCUCCAACUCCACGACGCUCGUCCAGCAUGGUACCAGCGAUGUGCAUCACCUUCCUGGAUGCAAGCUUUCCUCCUCCUAUCGCGAUCGCCACGAAGCAAAACAGGUGCAGUCGGCUGGUGUGGUGGCGUACGGCAGCACGGAUACCACAAAGUCAGCAGUAGUGGUUGCUAGCGGUGAGCAGGGGCUAGUCGGGGUGCCGUUUUCCCCCGUCUUGGUGCACAGCGAGGACGAGUUUGGCGAAGAGGACUGGGCCAUGGACCACCCAAUGCGGCCCAUUCACUUUGGGGGCAUCCUCAUCAAGCCCUUUAACCCGCGCGCCGAGUACCUCUUCACUGGCCUCCAAGUGGUGGCAGGAAGUAUAUCCAGCUUUGUCCACGGCGCGGUGGCUGGCGCCAAUGCCACUUCAGCCUUUGUCAUUCUCUACGAUACCUUCACGAACAACGAGUUGCAGGAGCCUGGGCUCAGCUCGCAGUGGUCGGUGCUGCCGGCAAUGGUGGGCAUUGCAAUUGGCAUGUUUGGCCUCGGUGCGAGUCUCAUGAAGACGGUAGGGAUGGAGCUGGUAACCGUGACGCCGGCACGAGGAUGGUGCAUCCAGAUGGGCGGCACCUUCGUCACGAUGGUUCUGACAGGGGUUGGCAUUCCCGUCUCGCUCUCGCAGUCGCAGGUCGGCGCCGCGAUUGGCUGCGGCGUCCUGGACGCCAAGCUGGGCGGUGUGUCGUGGGAUGUCGUUGCGAAGGUUGUGGCGGGGUGGGCCGUGACCCUUAUUAUUAGCGCCCUAACAACAGGCGUGUCGAUGUGGGCGGUGUCGUCGCUGCUCUGCACGUAA